AUGACUACCAGCCUGAUAGGCAACAAGAACGAACCUUCUUUAGAUAGUCAAAGGAGAGAAGGGAACCUUGCUUCCGAGAAUUGCGUGUUUGCCAGAGACAUUAGAAAAGAGGGCGUGAAGGUCUUGGAGGAUUCUCUGAGAUCUGAGAGAAACGCUUUGCUUGCUAUCGGUGCGGGAGGUGCAGUAGACCGGGUUGAGCGACACUAUAGGAGGCUGUUGGAUGGCUGGGAGGCGGCUAUCAUGGAGAUACGCUCCAACGACAAAUACGAAAGUCUGUGGCGUGGGUUUGCUAUUGAGAAAGCUGAAGUGGAGACGGAAAUGAGGAAGGUGGAAAAACAAUGGCCAGGAGAACUGGACGUCUACAAAGAGUGUUUUGUUUCAGAGUGCUUUGAUAAGAAAAAGAGAAGACAUAUACCAGAAUCGAGCAAAGAGCUUUUGGAAAAGGCAUUCAAAGUGAAACGAUUCCCCAAUUCGAAGGAAAGGGAGAGGAUAGCAAGGGAAUGCGGGAUUAGCCCACUUCAGGUCCGGGUGUGGUUUACCAACAAGCGAGCCAGGAGCAAGUCGAGAGCAUAG
Molecule: messenger RNA, 573 nt
Organism: Ogataea parapolymorpha DL-1
Lineage: Eukaryota; Fungi; Ascomycota; Pichiomycetes; Pichiales; Pichiaceae
Product: Mating-type protein A1
Exons: 1
Coding region: 1-573 (190 amino acids)
Biological process (GO): regulation of DNA-templated transcription
Molecular function (GO): DNA-binding transcription factor activity, RNA polymerase II-specific; DNA binding
Source: RefSeq, a predicted model, not a curated record